AUGGCAGGCGCAACGACCCCAGCGACCGACUCGCAGAAGCGUCUGCGUACCAAUGAAGCUGGUGAAUCCGCUGAUGCUAUCGAAUCGCAAUUAGUCAAUGAGUACAAGGGAUACAAGGUACCCGAAGACAACUUCACCAUUGAGCGCAUUCCAGUUGACAGCGUGACACCUGAAGAAUUCUUCGCUAAAUACGUGUGUACUCGGACUCCAGUGGUGCUGACUGGAUUUCUACGAGACGAGGAGUUUACUGCACCAAACAAAUGGUCGAGUUCGAACGACCGCCUCAUUGAACUUGCACGUGACACGAAGCUGACGGUGGAGCGUCGUGGAGAUGUUAACGAGAAGUUUGGGAAGGGAAUUGCAGUCGAAAUGCCGUUCCGUGACCUUCUUAAGCUCAUUGCAUCUGGUGACGAGAUGCACUACUUGACGACGCAGGAGGUGGCGUUCGAAGAGGACGGGCGACCGGAGGUUAUGGCUCCAUUCAUGAAGAAGCUUCAAAAGGACUUCCCGAUGCGUCCCAAGCUCAUGGGCCACCUAAUCCCGCAAAAUAUCAACAUGUGGAUGGGAAACAACAAGCACGGAUCUUCAUCAGGACUGCAUCAUGAUCACCACGACAAUCUGUACAUUUUGAUGCGAGGCAAGAAGCGCUUCCGGUUGUAUUCCCCUGGAGACGCUGACAAGAUGUAUGUGCGUGGACGGAUGUCACACGUGCAUCCGAAUGGACUGAUCAACUAUGUAGGCAAGGAGACGACCCCCUACGGUGCUGAUCCAGCGGCUGAGCGUGAGGCGCUUGCAGCUAUUAAGAGGAAUGAAGCCGAACGUGAGUUGGCUGAAGCGGAGCAAGCAGUGGAGGCUGGAGAAACGGGAGCAGAAGCGCGUCUUGAAGCGGCUGAGGAGCAGUUGGAAAAAGCCAUGUUCGAUGUGCUGCGUGCCGAUAACAGUGAAGAUGAAGGUGGCGAGGAGUUUGAGGACGGCGCGUUCCAUUUUGAAGAGAGUGAGGCGGAAGGGGAUGAUGAGAGUGAGGCGGGAGAGCUGGAUGAACUCGCGUUAGAUCCUGAGGAGGAACAGCAGAGUAAAAAGGCUGCUAAACGUGAUGCUGGUGAGGCGGAGGUCACGUACCCUGUGAGUUUCAGUCAAGUGGACACGUUCCGAUUGCGCGAUGGGGAACAGGCACAGCGAGAACUGUACCAAGAGUUCCCCAAGUUUAGUGAAGCUAAGGCAGCUUUUUGCGACUUAGAGGCAGGUGAAAUGCUUUUCCUUCCUGCUUCGUGGUUCCACGAGGUGGAGUCGUUUGGCUCUACUCAAGGCAAUGGCCACUUGGCAUUGAACUACUGGUUCCAGCCACCAGACCAACUCACACCCGAACACUUUACGUCGCCGUAUUCAUCGCCCUUCUGGCAGCGUGACUGGGAUCAGCGUUUUGCAACCAUAGAAGAAAACUAA
Messenger RNA from Phytophthora nicotianae INRA-310, 1443 nucleotides. RefSeq lists its product as hypothetical. Lineage: Eukaryota; Oomycota; Peronosporomycetes; Peronosporales; Peronosporaceae. The coding region runs from base 1 to 1443 and encodes 480 amino acids. Gene Ontology annotation, molecular function: 2-oxoglutarate-dependent dioxygenase activity. The transcript has a single exon. The record is from RefSeq and is a predicted model, not a curated record.